Molecule: messenger RNA, 1524 nt
Organism: Mustela erminea (ermine)
Lineage: Eukaryota; Metazoa; Chordata; Mammalia; Carnivora; Mustelidae
Gene: GMPR2
Product: guanosine monophosphate reductase 2
Exons: 8
Coding region: 344-1318 (324 amino acids)
Biological process (GO): nucleotide metabolic process
Cellular component (GO): GMP reductase complex
Molecular function (GO): GMP reductase activity
Source: RefSeq, a predicted model, not a curated record
CGGGGCUUGCGAAGCGGCGUCGGAACGAACUACUUCUCCCAUCAUGCCAGGGGAGAGCCCCGCGCGUUCCACCCUGGGAGUCGUAGGCUUCCGCCCCUCGGAUCCAACGGCAAUCUCCGUGUGUGAACCCUGUUACCCAGAAGGCCUCGCAAGACCGCGGCUGAAACUGGGAUUUCCCUGUUUCUCCUUUCCCCCCGCAAUUGGCGGAACCUGUUGGUGUGGCCCACAAGGCUCAGCGGGGCUGCACGAGGCUAGUUGCUAAGCAAGGGGUACUGUGGUCAACUGCCACCUGAGCCACGGCGACAGGAAUUCUCGGAUUUGUUGCUACCCCAGGGUCCCCGCCAUGCCUCACAUCGACAGUGACAUCAAACUGGACUUCAAAGAUGUUUUGUUGAGGCCCAAACGCAGUACCCUUAAGUCUCGAAGUGAGGUAGAUCUCACAAGAUCCUUUUCAUUUCGGAACUCAAAGCAGAUGUACACUGGGAUCCCCAUCAUUGCUGCCAAUAUGGAUACUGUGGGCACCUUUGAGAUGGCCAAGGUUCUCUGUAAGUUCUCCCUCUUCACAGCUAUCCAUAAACACUACAGCCUCCAGCAGUGGAAAGAGUUUGCUAGCCAGAAUCCCGAGUGUCUUGAGCAUUUGGCGGCAAGCUCAGGCACAGGAUCUUCAGACUUUGAACAGCUGGAACAGAUCCUGGAAGCUCUUCCCCAGGUGAAAUAUAUAUGCCUGGACGUGGCAAACGGCUACUCAGAACACUUUGUUGAGUUUGUAAAGGACGUGCGGAAGCGCUUCCCCGAGCACACCAUUAUGGCAGGGAAUGUGGUAACAGGAGAGAUGGUGGAAGAGCUGAUCCUCUCUGGGGCUGACAUCAUCAAAGUGGGAAUUGGCCCAGGUAAGCUGCUUUACUGGGGUCCUUGGGCUACUGCUCCAGUGGCACACGCCCCGGGAGCACUUCACUGUUCCCGUGACGUUCUUCUCAGGCUCCGUGUGCACCACCCGCAAGAAAACCGGAGUGGGGUAUCCACAGCUCAGUGCCGUGAUGGAGUGUGCAGACGCUGCUCAUGGCCUCAAAGGCCACAUCAUCUCAGAUGGAGGCUGCAGCUGUCCUGGGGAUGUGGCCAAGGCUUUCGGGCCUCAGAGGGAAAGACGGUGGCGGUCCCCUUUAAAGGGGACGUGGAACAUACCGUCCGAGACAUCCUUGGAGGCCUCCGCUCCACAUGCACCUACGUGGGAGCAGCUAAACUGAAGGAAUUGAGCCGGAGAACCACCUUCAUCCGGGUCACCCAACAGGUGAAUCCAAUCUUCAAUGAUGAGAGCUAGACCUGAGCAGCUGUGCCCUCUCAUGGCACUAGCCCCUGAGCACAGGGCCUCUCAAGAGGGCUCCUCACCCAUCUCAGCCACUGUGGCUAUUUCUUACUCAGUCAAUUCCUGUCGCCUCACUCCUGAGGGCUCCCGCAGUAAUACCGUACUCUAUACCCACAGAAUGCCCAGGGCACUCACUGGGGAGGAAGCAAGGCAGGCAAGCU